Molecule: messenger RNA, 447 nt
Organism: Nelumbo nucifera (sacred lotus)
Lineage: Eukaryota; Viridiplantae; Streptophyta; Magnoliopsida; Proteales; Nelumbonaceae
Source: RefSeq, a predicted model, not a curated record
AUGGCUGUCAUUGAAAAGUUGUCAAAGGAGGAUGGAGCAGAAUUGGUAGAUGCAUCAAUCUACAGAAGCCUUGUUGGUUCCUUGAUUUAUUUUACUAAAACAAGGUCAGAUAUUGUUCUUACUGUGAGCAUUGUUUUAAGAUAUAUGAACAAGCCAAGUAAAGUUCAUUUUGGAUCAGCAAAGAGAAUACUUAGAUAUGUGAAAGGAACCAAGAAAUUUGAGCUUAAAUAUGAAAGUGAAAACUGCAAGCUGGUUGGAUUUUCAGACAGUGAUUGGGAUGGUGCCAUAGAUGAACGAAAAAGCACAACUACAUAUGUUUUCUCUUUGGGAAGUAAAAUGAUCUCUUGGCCAUCAAAGAAGAAAAAUACUGUGGCACUUUCUUCAGCUGAAGUAGAAUACAUUUCAGCCACUAGUGCAUCUUGUGAAGCAAUUUGGCUAAAAAUCUAG